Molecule: messenger RNA, 1329 nt
Organism: Cooperia oncophora
Lineage: Eukaryota; Metazoa; Nematoda; Chromadorea; Rhabditida; Trichostrongylidae
Source: the annotation of a GenBank genome assembly
AUGCGAAUAGCAUUUACAAAGCUCCUUCUCAGUCCUGCCUCUAUCAAGACAUCACUCAUACAGGUCUCCUACAAGGCAGCUUUGACGGAACGGAUAUCGUCAUGGGAUCCCAAGGAUCCCACCAAACGAGGGAUACCAACUGAACAAUUAGUUAAUCUUUACGACAGAUGGGGUCAUGGGAAAUUUGGCAUGAUUCUCACUGGUAAUGUUGGCGUGGAUCUGUACAAUCUUGAGUCAGCUGGAAACGCCGUGUUUUGCAAGGAGAACGACUGUCCGGAGUUGAGAGAAAUGGCUUCGAAGCUUGCAAAAGCAGCUAAACAAGACGGAGCUCUAGCUGUUGUUCAAGUGUCGAAUGCAGGUCGACAGACACCGGAACCAGUGAACCCACACCCAUUCUCUUGUUCUGAUAUUCAACUGAAACAGAAGAGGCGAUUCAUGGGAUUCGGCAAACCGAUCGCACUCACUGAAGCACAAAUCAAAACUGAAGUCGUUGAUCGAUUCGUAUAUACGGCGAAAUUCGCUCAUGAUCAAGGGUUCGAUGGCGUCCAGAUUCAUGGUGCUCACGGCUAUCUGUUGUCAUCCUUUUUGUCACCAUCAACGAAUAAUCGCACAGAUAAAUAUGGCGGUUCCGUAGAAAAUAGGAUGCGAGUGAUCCUAGAGAUUCUCGAAGGAAUCAAAAAAGCGGUUGCGGCAGACUUUCUAGUUGGCAUUAAAAUGAAUUCAGUGGAGUUCCAAGAUCGAGGCUUGGGGAUGGAAGAUGCCAAGUUGAUUUGUGCAAUGUUAGAGAAGAAUGGCUUCGAUUUUGUGGAGUUAUCUGGUGGAACGAUAGAACGACCGGCGUUUCAACAUAUGCGUGAUUCAACUAGAAAACGUGAAGCCUUUUUCCUGGAGUUCGCUGAAAAGCUCCGUCCAGUUUUCAAGGAAACAGUUGUCUACUUGACAGGUGGCUUCAGGACGGCACCAGCGAUGGUCAGUGCUGUCCUUGAUGGAACAACCGAUGGUAUAGGACUAGGAAGACCAAUUACUGCAGAGCCUGAUUUACCGGCUAAAAUUCUUCGCGGUGAAUGUUUAUCAGCUCCUGAUGCAAAAGUCAACCAAGACGACUACAUGAUCACUUCAACAGCUAGUAACAUGCAAAUGGGACAAAUGAGUAAACAACCUUCCAAGGAUUUGAAAACUAUAUGUGAUGGAAUUGCUGAUCUCAGUCAUCCGGAGGAAGCGGAAAACUUCAAGAAAGCAUCAGCCGUAUACUUCGAUCAUAUGAAAGAGAUCGCCGAACGAAAUGAAGCUAUACACGGCGUUAUGGAGUACAACAAUAUCGUUUCAUAG